CGAGGCAUAAAGCUCUGUUGCUGCGCUUCCUCUCUCUUUGUCCCUUUACGGUCUGUGUGAAACUUCAACUUCCAUGGAGUUUGAGACCCAAACUCUCUCAAACUUCGAUCUCCAAUCAAAGCCACCAUUUUCUUACUCGUUGAACAUGGGUGAAGACUCCUUGGAGCCUUAUGCUGCUCAUGAAUGCGACACGUUUGAAGGCUCUGAUUCUCCCUCCUCGGACGCUCCCAACACCGCCUAUUCCAAGUCUCUUGAUAUCAAUUCCAAAGAUGACCAGUUGCAUGCAACCGACGAUCAAGACUGCCCUAGCUUCGAACAGGUUCUAGUUUCGAAUCUAGACGCCGAUUUUCCGGCGGCCGAAGAGUCGUCGGGUGUGAAAGCUCCAGGAAGCUUGAUAGCGGUGGAGAAAGCUGCAGUGAUGUUGCAGAAAGUGUAUAGGAGUUACCGCACGCGGCGAAUGUUGGCGGACUCUGCAAUCGUCGCCGAAGAGCUCUGGUGGCAAGCUAUCGAUCAUGCUCGACUGAACCACAGCACGAUUUCUUUCUUCCAUUUCUCAAAAACGGAGACGAUGGAGUCACGCUGGGGUCGUAUCAGCCUGAAUGCUUCGAAAGUUGGCAAGGGUUUAUGCGAAGAGGCCAAAGCUCAGAAGUUGGCUUUUCAGCACUGGAUCGAAGCUAUCGAUCCACGACACCGAUAUGGGCACAACUUGCAUAUGUAUCAUGAACAAUGGUACAAAGCAGAUGCCGGUCAGCCUUUCUUCUAUUGGUUGGAUAUUGGAGAUGGCAAAGAGGUUGAUCUCAAAGAAUGCCCAAGAUCUAAGCUUCAAAGAGAAUGCAUUAAGUAUCUUGGACCUAAAGGAAGAGAACAUUAUGAAUACAUACUUGAGGAGGGGAAAAUUGUCCACAAACAAACUGGAGAUCUCCUAGAUACAAGCAAUGGAUUGCAAGGGGCCAAGUGGAUAUUUGUGAUGAGCACUUCUAAGAAACUGUAUGCUGGUGAGAAAAAGAAAGGAGCCUUUCAUCAUUCGAGCUUCCUUGCCGGGGGAGCUACUUUAUCUGCUGGAAAGCUUAUGGCAGGGCAUGGUAUACUUAAGUUCAUCUCAGCCUACAGUGGACAUUACCGCCCAACUGAUGGCUGCCUUGAAAAUUUUUUAUCCUUCCUACGGGAAAAUGGAGUAAAUCUCGAUGAAGUUCAGGUUCGGACUGCAAAUGAAGAUUAUGAGCAUUAUGAUACCAGCAAAUCAAAUGGAAGUAACGGGUCAGAAUCAACUGAAGAGACUAAAUCUGAAACCAAAGGAAAUUACCAAAGAACUUUAUCUGGUGGUCUUCGGAAUGGAACUGCUGAGGUUGCUAAGAAAGCUAUACUGCAAAGAAUCGACUCAAAGAAGGCAGUGAGUUCAUACCAGCUAGGGCAUCAACUGUCUCUAAAUUGGACAACAGGGGCUGGGCCGAGAAUUGGGUGUAUCGCAGACUACCCUGUAGAAUUGAGGGAUCAGGCUUUGGAGUUUGUGAACUUCUCUCCAAGUGAGCCCCCAACACCAACAGUCUCAUAGUGUAGUCAACUUCUUCCAAGAAAGCCCCCUACGCCAUCACCCUCCAGGUGAAUUGGUAGUACUGCAUCAGCUGCAGCUCACUGCAGGUUGGACUCUACUAUGUAUUAUGUGUCUGAUGUUUGGCUGUUUUUUCUCUCUUCUACAUUGCUUGUCUAAUAGAUGCUUUUAAUGACUGCAAAUCUCCUAUAUGUCACUUCAACCUUUGGGCCUCAUCAAAAUCACUUAUGUUUGAAAGUA
Molecule: messenger RNA, 1789 nt
Organism: Vitis riparia (riverbank grape)
Lineage: Eukaryota; Viridiplantae; Streptophyta; Magnoliopsida; Vitales; Vitaceae
Product: IQ domain-containing protein IQM3-like
Exons: 9
Coding region: 74-1552 (492 amino acids)
Molecular function (GO): protein binding
Source: RefSeq, a predicted model, not a curated record